This is a messenger RNA of Penicillium angulare, 2406 nucleotides long. RefSeq lists its product as uncharacterized. The transcript has 3 exons. Bases 1 to 2406 code for a protein of 801 amino acids. Lineage: Eukaryota; Fungi; Ascomycota; Eurotiomycetes; Eurotiales; Aspergillaceae. The record is from RefSeq and is a predicted model, not a curated record.
AUGCGUCUCAUUCAAACAUCGCACCCCAUCGGGCUGAGGGAGUUCUUUGACAGCGAACUCCCCAAUAUCAAAUAUGCUAUUCUAUCGCAUCGCUGGGAAGGGGAAGAGAUCACGUUCGAAGAAAUGAUUGAGCAAACAGACGAGACUCGGCAGAAAAAGGGGUAUCAAAAAGUGGCCCGCUUCUGCGAACGCGCACGCGCCGAUGGAUUUGAGUACGUCUGGGUAGACACAUGCUGCAUCAACAAAGAGAGUAGCGCCGAGUUGUCCGAGUCUAUAAAUUCGAUGUUCCGAUGGUAUCUUGAGUCUGCCAAAUGUUAUGCCUACAUGUCGGAUAUGGAAAGUCCGGAUCAACUGCCUAGUAGCGUGUGGUUUACAAGAGGAUGGACACUACAAGAGCUUAUCGCCCCGCACGAAAUGAUCUUUCUGGACAAGAACUGGUCAGAUAUGGGAUCACGAGAGGAUCUUUGCCACGAGCUUGAAAAGAUCACUAAGAUCGAGUCAAGCUUGCUGAUUGGAAAGUCGCGACUGGAUCAGUUUAGCGUUGCCAAGCGUAUGUCGUGGGCUGCGACGCGUGAAACCACUCGGACAGAGGACCGGGCGUACUGCCUUAUGGGUAUGUUCAAUGUGAAUAUGCCCCUGCUAUAUGGGGAGGGCGAGAAUGCGUUUAUCCGUCUACAAGAAGAGAUCCUCAAAAAUUCGGAUGAUGAGACCUUGUUUGCCUGGGAAAGCGACAAUGUGUCUAGGAAGAACCCAUGUGGAUUGCUGGCCCAUUCACCAAAGGACUUUGCAAACUCAGGGGACAUAUUUCCCGUCACAGUCUCUCAAGGCGCAACCCCAUUCACUUCAACAAACCGUGGGAUUCAGAUACAGUCGGUUCUUUUACCUCCUCGUGACAAAAUCGCCACCUUGGUUCUUCAAUGCUCAGCGGGGUCGGGCCUGAUAGGAAUCGGUGUUAUGUUCGCACCGGGUACAGCUAAAAGUGAAGAAGACUUUGUCCGGCGCAAAGGAUCUCUUACGCGGGAUAUCUCAUUUGAUUUGCUACUAGGAUCUGCUCUUGACACAGUCUACAUCCCAAAGGCGUUUAUGGGAGUUGCAGGAGAUGACACAGCGGACUCAUCCGAUUUUAGCAGUGAUACCAGCAACGAGAAACACUUGGAGAAGCUUAGCCACACCCCCUUGAACAUCAGGAUUCAACCCCGAGAGCACCACAAGAAGCUGGUAAUAUGUUUUGAUGAUACAAAAAGCGGCUUCCUUGGUAGUGAUUCGGAUUCUAAUGUAGCCAAGAUCCAUCGCAUGUUUGAACGAGUUGAAAACGAUCAAGUGUGCUUUUACCCUCAUGGACUUCUGACACAACCCUUGAAGAGCUCGCCAUGUCCGGAUGAGAUUAGCAUAUUUGGCUAUUCUAAAGGGGGCUUUGCGGCUCAAUAUUUAGCCAAUUUGAUUGACUACAUCGGAAUUCUCGUCAGUGGCCACGACCACAUGAUUCCUGAGGUAUGGCGUAUCUAUCAUGAUCUCAUGUCCUCUACAUGGAGUAAAAAUGAGCAAUGGGAAGAUGCGGAGAAGGACAAGAGGAAAUUCGGGUACAUGAGAGCUUUCAGGGAUGCUUUUGUUCGACCCACCGGUGGAAUACACUUCAUUGGCCUCUUUGAUGCUAUCAACAUACCUUUGGCAAAGGGCUUGCACACUCGAAAAUUCAUGACGCUAUCCAGUAAAAUCGUACGCCACGCUCUUUCCGUCGAUGAGAAACAAGUUUUGCUGCAGCCACUCCUCGCUCGAGGAUUCUCAAGAAAUUCAAUCGAUGGUGAUGUGCAAGACGUUUGGUUCCCAGGGUGUCACCAGGAUAUCGGAGGUGAAAUGAAGCUUACAGAUGGAGAAAUGUGGGAACUUGACCAUUUACCUCUUGUCUGGAUGGCCAGCGAAGCAAGAAAGGCUGGUUUGCGCCUUGAUCUGCAGAAGCAAGCCCAGUUCCAAUGCAGCAAUAUCUAUCUUCAGAUAGAUCGUCUUAAUGAAGAUAGUAAUUUGGCCUCGGAAGAUGUACCCGAGCAUGAGAGAAAAAACAGCGCUGCGAAGAGAGAUUUCCUUCAUGCGCUACAUUCUGCAAGCACAAAGGGCCUUUUGCAUAACGAACUGUCGUUGGGAAAUGGCUGGUCCUCUUUCCAUGUCUACAAAAAGAGGUUCGAGAACUAUGUAGCCUCAAAGAAGAUCGGUCACACCGUGAAAGAGCACAUUACCAAGGAUAACUGCCGGUAUAUUCCUCCGGGUGCUCAGAUACACUCAUCUGUUCUCCGUCGUAUACAAGCCGACCCGGCAUACCGACCAUCGAACGUGCGUAUCAGCAAUUCCUCGAAUGUCGUGAACAAAGAUGACCCGGUGUUAGAAUAUUUUAUCCAAGAAGCCGACGAAUAG